AGAAAACUAGCUUUUGUCAAAUCUCCUACAAAACACCAUAAAUGUCUAUCACACUCCACCCAACUGAAACGCUGACUGGGUUGAGUUCUGGCUCAGUGCGUCUUGGAGAUUUGUACACCAAGGAAGAGAGGGAAUUACUUGUAGAAUUGAGAGUCCCGACAGCACCGAAGAGGAUGCACUAUGUGAUGUUUGUUAGAUGUCCUUACAAGGAUCCAGCGACGCAUGAGGUGGUAUAUGGCAAAGAUCAAGGGGUUUUCAUCCCUCCACCUCACUCCGGCCAAUCAACGGCCAAAGGCACCUCAACUAAUUGAUCAUCCAGCAAGGCUAGCAAAAGAUCAAUAUUGUUCUUAUUGCUUACAAUAUACUUUUCUCCCAUAG
Rubroshorea leprosula is the source of this 378-nucleotide messenger RNA. The record is from the annotation of a GenBank genome assembly. NCBI's taxonomy places the organism in Eukaryota, Viridiplantae, Streptophyta, Magnoliopsida, Malvales, Dipterocarpaceae.